AUGUCUAUUACAGAUAGUGUCUCUAGGAUUGCCCAUGGUGUCAAGAAACUUGCAAAAGCUUCUAAGAAGAUUGCAGGUGAAAAAGCAAAAAAAGCCAUUGUUUCGGUUAUAAAGACAAUUAAUGAUCAGCCACAAAAGUCUAAAAAUAAAAAUAAAAAGCAUAAAAAAGAUAAUAAAUAA
This is a messenger RNA of Trichomonas vaginalis G3, 180 nucleotides long. RefSeq lists its product as uncharacterized. Lineage: Eukaryota; Parabasalia; Trichomonadida; Trichomonadidae. The transcript has a single exon. The coding region runs from base 1 to 180 and encodes 59 amino acids. The record is from RefSeq and is a predicted model, not a curated record.